Entrophospora candida is the source of this 906-nucleotide messenger RNA. The record is from the annotation of a GenBank genome assembly. Lineage: Eukaryota; Fungi; Glomeromycota; Glomeromycetes; Entrophosporales; Entrophosporaceae.
AUGUUUGGUCUAAAUCGUAUUGUGAGUGUUAAAGCAAUACGAAAUUUACAACAAAAUGUUUAUAAAAUUCAUCCUGAAUCAACAAAAUCAACAACAGCAAGAUCCAGUUUAUUUCAUUCAACUUCGAUCUCUAGACAAAAUAAUCAAGAUUCAUCGAAACCAACAUCACUUUAUGAAUUUGGAAAACAUUUAGUAUCAGUACUACCAAAAUAUAUUCAACAAUAUUCAGUUUACAAAGAUGAAUUAACAAUAUAUUUAGCACCAUCAGCGAUAAUUCCUGUAAUGACAUUUCUAAGAGAUCACACAGGCACUCAAUUUAAACAAGUUCAAGACAUUUGUGGAGUUGAUUAUCCAACUAGAACAAAUCGUUUUGAAGUUGUUUAUAAUAUGUUAAGUAUUCGUUAUAAUGCUCGUAUUCGUGUCAAGACUUAUGCAGAUGAAAUAUCUCCAGUUCCAUCAAUAGUUGAAUUAUUCAAUGGAGCAAAUUGGUUUGAGAGAGAAGCAUAUGAUAUGUAUGGCAUAUUUUUUGUCAAUCAUCCAGAUCUUAGAAGAAUUUUGACAGAUUAUGGAUUUGAAGGAUAUCCAUUAAGAAAAGAUUUUCCAUUAACUGGCUAUGUUGAAGUGAGAUAUGAUGAAGAAAGGAAAAGAAUUGUUGCUGAGCCUUUAGAAUUAACUCAAGCAUUUAGAAAUUUCGAGGGUGCUGCUUCACCCUGGGAACAAACUGUGAAGAAAUUUGUUGCCUAUUACAAUGUAUUAGAAAUUGGCAUAUAUGGUUUAAUGGAUUUUAACCUUGCUUUAUUAUAUGGUGAUGAUGAUGAUGCAUAUGCCAAAUGUUUACCUGAAAAUCCACUAGCAACAUGUUUAAUGAAUCAACAGCCAGGACAAAAUAAUUUAUCACCUAUUUGA